Molecule: messenger RNA, 2488 nt
Organism: Anopheles bellator
Lineage: Eukaryota; Metazoa; Arthropoda; Insecta; Diptera; Culicidae
Product: protein ABHD18
Exons: 4
Coding region: 238-1950 (570 amino acids)
Source: RefSeq, a predicted model, not a curated record
ACAAGGGUUGCCGGACCGGAUUCUCGAUACCCAGAUUACCGGUGCAUAUCUCUCCGAUUGCGGAGUGGAAAGUGAAACCCCCUAUCGUGUGUUUAUGUGUGACACGUCUAAACAAUCAACAAACACGUAGUCAAUGAACACUAGUUCCGCGUGAAGUGAGAAAGUGCCCAAACGAUCGAUUUAACACAGAAAACAGAAACAGCAGAGCGGUGCGGGUUUUGAGUCCAUUCGGAAAAGAUGCCUCCAUCGCGACUCGACGGGCUCUAUCGGUCGUUGCUGCUGACCAAGUUUUUCAGCAAAGGCUGGGGCAAACCGGAAAAUAUCGAAAGAUUGUUCGAGUUUCGCAAGAUCAUUUCGAAUCGGGCCGCUUGCUCCCAGCUGGUUCCGCGUGACUAUCCGGUGGAAAUUACGCGGGAAGAGGUCCAAUCGGAUUGCAAAAUACUUGAGGGCAAGUUUAUUACGCCACUGGAAAUCUACAUGCCCGGUCUGGUGCCGGACGUUGCACAGAAUGCCCACUUUCAGAUCGUGCUGCCGCUGAAGUGGAACGACGAACGCUUCAAACCGAUCUGCAUCCACCUGGCCGGUACGGGCGAUCAUUACUUCUGGAAGCGAAGGAACCUGAUCGUCAAACCCCUGCUAAAGGAAGCCAAUCUAGGGGCCAUUAUUCUCGAGAACCCGUUCUACGGUUUGCGGAAGCCCAAAGAGCAACGGGCCUCAAGCUUACAGAAUGUUUCGGAUAUCUUCGUUAUGGGCGGUUGCUUGGUGCUCGAAACGCUCGUCCUACUGAAUUGGUGCGAACGAUACGGCUUCGGACCUCUCGGUAUCACCGGACUUUCGAUGGGCGGUCACAUGGCUUCACUGGCCGCAACAAACUGGCCAAAGCCGCUCGUGCUCGUACCGUGCCUCUCGUGGUCGACCGCAUCGUCCGUGUUCACCGAAGGCGUUAUGAGUAACUCGAUCAGCUGGGAUGUGCUCGAAACGCAGUACUUUGCCGACGGUAACUUCCGCGAGCGGCUCUCCAAGAUGGUGACCGUUGUGGAUGACGCAUUUGUCGCUGGGAAGCAUUUCGUGCAAAACUUUGACCAAUCGGUGGAAGAGCUGCGGCUGGACAUUGACGAAACGAAGGAUCUCGUGUGCGGCGAAUCGACGACGGACGUUAACCUGUCCGUCAUCCGAGAGGCGACCCCGGAGCGGGCAGAUCAGCAGGAGGACAAGGAACCGCUCAAGAGUCGUAUCCACAUCAACCGAACGAACGCUCUGAAUCUCUCGGAACCGUUGCUGAAAAAAUUACUUUCGAACGUGCGGUGCGAGCUAACCCAGGAAGAGGUGGACGAACUGAAUGAAAAGAUCCACCUAGCGCUCAAGCGACACAACGAGGAAAAUCACACGGGGGCCGGCCAGCCGGGUGAAAAGCUGAUUCUCACGGUAAACACGAAAACGAACCCGACUGAAGACCCCGCCACGGCCGUGGUUGCUUCCUCGAAGUCGGUCGGCUCGAAAAUUAUGGAGUACAUCACCUGGGGUGCCUAUUCGUCCAGCUCCUCCACGUCAACCCCGGGCGAGAAGCGGGUUCCGAUCGAUACGACCAAACAGCGCUGGUGGGAACGGGAAGCGUUACAGUUUAUGCGCGGCAUGAUGGACGAGUGUACACAUCUGAAGAACUUCUCGGUACCCUACGACACGUCACUGAUCAUAGCCGUUUGCGCGAAGGACGAUGCUUACGUACCAAGAGACGGCUGCACCAGCCUGGAGGACAUUUGGCCCGGCGCCGAGAUACGCUACCUCGACGCUGGCCACGUCAGUGCGUACGUACUGCACCAGAAGCUGUUCCGAUCGUGCAUCAUCGAGGCGUUUGAGAGAGCGAAGAAAAAGUGGGUUCCGGACAAUGGUACCUUGCGGACGGAGGUGAAUGGAGGGGGUACGCCAUCGACGGACCAACCGCACAAAUAGUGUGAAACUGUGAGCCGACAUUUCGGAACCAUGGGAACACGCUGCCGUGGAUCUGCCGGUUAACCAAAGAAUGAAACAGUAGAGGCAACCCUCACAUAGGAUACACAGGCCAGUGGUGGUACCCCACGACUCUGCCGACCGUUCCUGCAGAGGAACGGCACGCGAAUUAUCGCUACUCGAAGGAUAAUCCGGCCAGAGUCAGGCUGGUAUAUGGUGGCUGGAAUUUGUGAGAUUAGCGAGAAUGUGAUAAACCUUUUGAUGAUUGGGUGUACAGUAACAGAACAGAGAGACGAAGGAGUUAGAAGGAGAGAGCAUCUGCGACAGUCUGAGGUCAUCCGCCAGGAAGUGUUAAUUUUAUGUAUUUUUAGAUUGAGCAAUUCUAGUAGAAACCUGCGGCAAAGAGCCGCAGCGUCCGCUCUUCGUAUGUGUAUUCCAAUUUAGGUGCUGUGGUUCCGUUAUUGUGUUCAUGCGCCAGGCUUCAGUACCUCGAAUACGGCCUCUUAUUAUCGAUCGGUUCGAUUUAAUAAAGUGAAAAGAA